AUGCUGUAUUCUAGCUACCGCCCAGCUCUGGCCCCUGGCGCAGAGCCCAAUUAUGAUCGAGGCUAUGCCGAAGAUUACCACUUCCACCAACGUCACGCCUCACACCCCGGCCCGACAAGCCUUAGCGCUCCUACCGAUCCGUCCACCUACAUCAGCGCGAGCAGCGAUCGAUUCGAAAGCAAGGGUCAGACUCUGAUCGCCUCACUCCUUGAAAGCCGGCUCUUCAGUAACGCUCUGGUCCGCGACUGCUCUGUCAUCGGAGUGUCACAACCUGCGGGAGCCGUCGUCACCUCCUCACGAGGUCAGAUGCCCAUCGCUGGCACAGCGCCCAUCGCAUUUGUAGCGCUCAGCUCCACUGGCAGGGAACGCUCAGCCCACGGCGGCGACAAAGAAUCAAAGCGCAUGAAAAACGAGCUCAUCAAGUAUAUCGUCGACUUCGCUCCUCCAUUUAAGCUGAUGAAGGGCAAGCUCAUCUUUGUCGAGUCGAUCCCGCGCGGUCCUGAUGGAUCUGUGUUGCGUCAUUUGCUUGUCGAGAAAGCCACCACGCCGCCCGCGCCAGGCCCUGACAAAGGCUUUUUCAACACCGUACUCUCGGAACCUUCAACCCCAGCUGGGCCCAGCAAAGCCGGCUCUGUUGUCGGUGACAGCGAAACCGCAGGCACGCCCAAGAAAGGCGUCCGCGAUUCGAAGCGCCGUGCCACACACAGCCAGAUCGAGAGACGCAGGAGGGAGAAGAUCAACGACAGACUCGUCACCCUACGCUCCAUUGUACCGGCAUGCGCCAGGGAACUCGAGGACCGUCGCAGGCAGAAGCAGGAGGAAGAAGACGAAGCCGCUCGCAUUGCGGCUGGCGGCGCUCCCAAGACCUACAUAGACGCUGCCACUGGCAAGCCGAAGCGCAAGAGGAAUCGCAAGAAGCCAGACCCGAAGAAGUCAGCGGGUGCAGACAAGGAAGAGGAGUUGGGUCUGCACAAGCUCGAAGUGCUGACGCAUGCUAUCAACUACAUCUUUGAGCUCAAGGGUUACAUCCAGAAGCUCGAGACAGGUGCAGCUCCAGAGCACGUUCCGACGGCAGACAAUCCUUUCGGUGUGCGCAACAAGGACGGCACGUAUCGUCAGGAUGCCAAGAUCGAGGACGAGCCUGGAUGCGGCGCUGCUGCUCGACAGCUUGGCUCGGAGGAUGUGCAUUUUACCGUGGGCGCUCUGGAGGCCAAGUCAACUCGGAUUAAACGUGAUGACGACGAGGAGGACGAGGUCGAGGAAGAGGAGGAAGACCAGAUCGAGGACGAUGUCGCAGAGGGCGACGAUGAAGGGGAAGCACAGGCAGCAGAAUUGGAAGAAGACGACGAAGACGACGACGAUGAGCCGCUCGAGCGUCGUUCCAAGAAGCACAUGACUGCUGCCGCCUUCCGCCCCCAUCCUUCUCUGGCGAAGACAGGUUCAUUCGUAGCACCUAGCCGCUACAUCCGCACAGACACCACUUACUCCUCGUCCUCCAGCAGGGACAGUGUCGAGGUCUCGCCCGCUUUCUCCUUCAUCCAGCAGAGCCCUAUGGCGAUCUCGCCUGCGACAACGAUCACCUCCCCCAUGAUGAGCCUCUCCGCCGAGUCGCCCAUCAUGCUCCCCGACCCAGCCAUCAGCAUGCCCAAGCGUGGCGUCUCAUCCGCAGCAAGAGUCUCUCAAGCAGCCACAUUCGCCUCUCUGCCCGCAUCCGCGCUGCCGCUUCCGCCUGGCCAGCCCGGCCGACGUGAAUCGAGCAGCUUCUUGUUCAAACAGCUCAGCCUCGCCUCACCAAACUUCGCGCCCUUCAACGGGUCCAGCUACGUGGCCGCCCCCGCUUCUUCUGCUGCAGCGGCGGCGGCGGCAGCUGGUAGCGCUCGAGCGAGGUCGUCCACGCUCUCCUUCCCGACGACCUACGGCGAAGAAUCAGAGCUGCGUGACACGAGCGCCCACAAGACACCUGGGCUGUCAGACCGUGACACGACGGCUGCCGGCCCAUCCGACGCCUCAGCUGCCGCGCUGCUGCUCAACUUCUCCACCUCGCCCGAAGUCCUCCGCCCCAUCGGUCGGUCCAGCACAACCGCGCACCGCACAGCCAGCGUCGCUUCGUCUCCGCACACGCGGCCCGUCGUCGGUCUGCCUUCCAACAAGAGCCGCUCAACCUUCUCCUCGCCGCAUUAUCGACCGUCGAUGUACUCGUCGAAGCUGGGAACGCCUGCGAGCGCCGCGAUGGCGGCGAUCGAGGAACCUGAGCCGCUGGAUUUGGCUUCGCCACCGCAUCUCGCGCUCGAUAGCGGGUCGCAGGAUGAAGAAAUUGACCAGCUGUCGGAGCGGACCGUGGAUGAGCUGCCAGCCGAGCUGAUCAAGACGGAGAAGGAGGAAGAACCAGGCCAAGCGGUCGAGAUGGACACUGCCGCCUAA
Messenger RNA from Kalmanozyma brasiliensis GHG001, 2421 nucleotides. RefSeq names its product Myc-type, basic helix-loop-helix (bHLH) domain protein. Gene Ontology annotation, molecular function: protein dimerization activity; DNA-binding transcription factor activity, RNA polymerase II-specific; RNA polymerase II cis-regulatory region sequence-specific DNA binding. The record is from RefSeq and is a predicted model, not a curated record. Gene Ontology annotation, biological process: regulation of transcription by RNA polymerase II. Lineage: Eukaryota; Fungi; Basidiomycota; Ustilaginomycetes; Ustilaginales. The coding region runs from base 1 to 2421 and encodes 806 amino acids. The transcript has a single exon.